UAUUUUAGUAGUAUUUAUUUAGUUUCUACUUAUAAAAUAAAUAUCACAGACCAUAUACAGACUAUGUAAGUGUUUUCGAUAUUCCAAUCCAGUUGGAGGCGGAAACGCACCAAACAUGAACAGAAGACGACGAAGAAGAAGAGAAAGGGCGGAAGUAAUGUGUUCAUAAAUCCGGAAGCGGCAUGGUCGUUCAUGCUUUUGCUUUCUAAGAGGUGACCUUAGAGAGUCAUUAUCAAUAAUAAUAAUAAUUUAAAAAAACUUUUAAAAACUAUUUUAUUUAACGAUAUUUUAUGUGACGCAGGGAAUGCUGUAUUGUGUUAGUUAUUAUGUGUUUCGCUCUUCUGACUUGUUCAGUUUAGCUACACUUUAGGACUGGUUAGUUUUAUUGACAGAUCUUACAUUAUUCAGUAAUUUAUCUAGUGGUAAAUAAGGAAUAAUGGCGGAGGCGCAGCAAGCCCGAGUGCAGCAUGCAGUGGAGGAGAUGGUACAGAGCCUGGAGCGGGAUCACAUCCGGAAGAUGCAGGGCCGGAUGUUCCGGUGCAGUGCAGAAUGCUGUGAGCGCACGACAGACUCUAUGAGUCAGGUUCAUGAGUGUAUAGAGCGCUGCCACACACCUCUGGCUAAAGCACAGGGACUGGUCACUAAUGAGCUGGAAAAGUUUCAGGAUCGUCUCUCACGCUGCACUAUGCACUGCAAUGAUAAAGCCAAAGACCUGUUCGACUCGGGGGCGAAGGAGCCUGCGGUGCGCGCUCUCAUGGAGAAGUGUGUGGGCAGCUGUGUGGACGAUCACCUCAACCUGCUGCCCAGUAUGACACGCCGCCUGAAGGAGAACCUCGAGUCUAUACCACAGUGAGCAGUCGGCUUUUAAACCCCGUCAGUGACGAAUACGCAAAGGAGAAUACAAUGACAGAAAGCUGGAGCUUCACGGUGGUGGAAUCGUUCAUCACCGUUAUUGUACUGUGACCUCAGAAUUAGCGUGGUGUGAUCCGUGUUUGCCUCAACUGCCUGUUUUUGUACAGAAAAUAAAACAAUUACAGUGAAAUUAAACAA
This is a messenger RNA of Neoarius graeffei (lesser salmon catfish), 1050 nucleotides long. RefSeq names its product family with sequence similarity 136 member A (gene timcc). The transcript is spliced from 3 exons. Gene Ontology annotation, cellular component: cytoplasm. Lineage: Eukaryota; Metazoa; Chordata; Actinopteri; Siluriformes; Ariidae. Bases 437 to 853 code for a protein of 138 amino acids. The record is from RefSeq and is a predicted model, not a curated record.